Messenger RNA from Entelurus aequoreus (snake pipefish), 1003 nucleotides. RefSeq lists its product as uncharacterized. NCBI's taxonomy places the organism in Eukaryota, Metazoa, Chordata, Actinopteri, Syngnathiformes, Syngnathidae. The annotation marks the transcript as partial. The record is from RefSeq and is a predicted model, not a curated record. The transcript is spliced from 5 exons.
CUAAACUUGUCUGCAGUGGCGCCCCCUAGCAACGUGACGCUGCACUGCGGCAACCUGAGGAACAAAGUGGUGUGGAACUACGACUCCCUGCCUCCAGGACUCCAAUUCAGGGUGGAUGUCGGCCAGGUGUCGGACUCGAAUGGCGAUCAACGGCGCGACGAAGGACUUCACCCGUGGGUUUGGCGGCAAGCAUCGGCUAGGCGUCUGCUAUCAGGACGCAUUGCCCCACUGUGGGUGGACCCGCCCCACCUCCAAGCUGACGUGUCUUUUCUCUCGGACCCGGACAACGAUUACUCCCUAACCGUGACCGCCGUCCUCGGAGAGAACCAGUCCGAGCCCGCUCCAGCCGAUGGCAUUGACUUCAGCUACUACAGGAAUUCUCCAGCCAGCCAGAUCUGUUCUUUGGACCUGCCGCCUGUGACCGUGUUGGAACAGCAGGAUCACUCUGUCCUGCUCAGCUUCCAGCAUCCGUGGCUCUUAUACCACCAGAAACUUUCUUCCCAGUCCGGAAGCAGAAAGAAGAAGAGGCACGAGCAGCCCGACGACCUUCUGCCUGUCUUCAAAUACGAUGUCACCAUCAACCAGAAGCAGUUUGCCGAGCUGAGCUGCUCUGAGCGAGUGUGUGAGAAGAUGCUCCCGGUGGACCCCCAGCAGGAAAAGCAUUGUGUGACCAUCAGGGGCGUGCUGAACAAAAUGAAGGUUGACGGAACGCAGGACUACUGCGCACUGCCAAUGAAGGGAAACAGUUGAGUACAAAGUCCUUUCAUUCUAUUGUGUGCCAUCAAACACUUUGGACUAUGUCACAUGUUCCCCUUUUUCAAUGGCGGCAAUAAUGUCAAUACUUUUAGUUUUACUUUCUACUAGUGAUGGGUUGAUGAGGCCUCAUGAAGCGUUUCGACACAUUGCAAAACUGUAUUGAUACUGUGUCGAUACUGUGUCACUAAAUACUGACAUCUGCUGGACAUUAAAAAUCCCUACAGGCAACCUAUGGACCGACUCAACU